Chlamydomonas reinhardtii is the source of this 7167-nucleotide messenger RNA. RefSeq lists its product as uncharacterized. NCBI's taxonomy places the organism in Eukaryota, Viridiplantae, Chlorophyta, Chlorophyceae, Chlamydomonadales, Chlamydomonadaceae. The transcript has 24 exons. The coding region runs from base 245 to 6763 and encodes 2172 amino acids. The record is from RefSeq and is a predicted model, not a curated record.
AUCAUACGUGGGGUGUAGAUACUCUGUUUCAGCGUGAAUUGCUCACGCUCCGAGCGCUAGGCGACAUCUUUGACCAGAAGGGGUCCGCACUUUCCACUGCUUUCUUUUCCUGAAGCCCAGCUUUCCUAGGGUCAUAUGCAUAUCAACUUGCACAUAUGGCAUAGGUUGACGCGGCGAUAGCAGCCGGGGCUCAGCACUCGGCUUCUUUUGCGCUGGCCAGUGUGCCAGCGCCAGCAGGAGAGCCAUGUUCGGCAAAAUCCUGCGAGCCGGGAAAGGCUCUCAUGGGCUCAAGUACAAGAUCGACGUGCAGGUUACGCAGCUGGAGAACCUGCCCUACUCCAUCAGAAGAUGCAGGGUGGUAUGGGCCCGCAGCGCGAAGGUGCAGAUGACCGACAUCAAGGAUGCCCGUGGAAGUGUGGCGUCCUUCAAGCAGACGCUCAGUCAGGUCACCACUGUCUAUCGUGAUAAGUCUGGGAAACUCGAGGCAAAGGAGUACGAGUUCAAGGUGCAGGUGCCCGGGAAGAACGAAAGCGACGCGCUGGCGACGAUUGGCAAGGCCACGCAGGACAUGACCAAGUUCUGCACGGACCAAACCACCACCCAGAACGUGACCAUACCCAUUACGUUCAAAGUUGGCGGCACCACCACGGGAUACCUGAAGUUGGUGAUCACAACCGUCUUCUUGGGUGACGCAAACGACGAUGGCCUCACGGAAGUGUCGGGCUUGACUGGGCUAACGUCGGACCACGGAUCCGUGCGCGAGCAGGACCUGGAGGGCUUUGGCGAUGAGGAAGGCAAGUUCGGCAAGAAGAAGAGCAAGCGCGACGACGGUGCGUCGUCAUCUGCCCGCAGCAGCAAGCUGACGGAAAGCAAGAGCAGUCGGCGCAAGCCGCCGCCGAUUGCUGAGGAGGACGCGUCAGACCUGGAGGAGGACGCUCCACCUUCGGCCAAGCCCAACAAGUGGCCCAAGCCGCCAGCGGACGAAGACGAGGGCGACGACAACCCAUUCGCCAAGAAGGCAUCGAAGGCUGCCAAGAAGGCCCCGCCGCCCAAGGUGUGGGAGGACGACGAGGACGUGUCGCCAAUGAACUCCGACGUUUCGGAAUCUGAGAUAACGCCCGUUGCCAAGUCCAAGUCCAAACGGCAGCCGGAGGAGAAGCUAGAGGACAUGAAGUCGUCCCUCUUUGCUACCAAAAAGGCGCCCUCUAGCAGACCAGGCGCGGGCGCCAGCACCAGCGCAGCAGCGGCGGCAGGGCCAUCGUCCAGCAAGGCCGUUGCAGCCUCCAGCAAGGCAAAGGCUGCGGCGCCGCCAGCUGAGGACGAGGACUCUCUGCGCGGCGACCUCUUCUCAGCCAAGCCCAGGUCGUCAGCGAAGCCGAAGGCCGCACCUCUGCCGGCCGACGAGGACGAGGACUCCUUGCGCGGCGACUUGUUCUCAGCCAAGUCGAAAGGCGCAGCGACGGCGUCCAGCUCCACAAAGGCGAAGGCCGCACCGCCACCAAUCGAGGAGGAGGACGAGGACGCUCUGCGCGGCGACCUCUUCGCGGCCAAGCCGAAGGCCACUGCCGGCAAGUCCAAAGCAGCAGCAGCGCUGCCACCGGCGCAAGAUGACGACGAGGACGAGCUCAGAGGCGACCUUUUUGCAAAGCCCAAAAGCACCAGGACAGGAGCGUCCAAGGCAGCAGGCGCCGCCGCCGCUGCGGCUGUCACGACGGCGGCAGUGGCCGGCAAGGGCAAGUCCAAGGCGGCUGUGGUGGAGAGCGACGAGGAAGAUGAUUACGCGCCUUCAACCAGCGCCGCGGCCGCGUCCAAAUCCAGGGCCGCGCCGGUGGGGGGGAAGGGCCCAAGUAGCGCGGAGCUGGAACAGCUACGGCAGCGCGUGGCGGAGCUGGAGGAGCAACUGGCAGACGAGAAGGCGGCCAAGGACGACUUAAACAAGAAGAUGCAGAAGUACGUGGACAAGAUCGCCGACCUGGAAGACCAACUUGCAGAGGCGGAUGUGGCGGCGCUGUUCUCCCAAAUGCGGGAGAUGGAGACCAAGUACCAGGCGGAGAUCAAGGAGCUCAUGGAGCAUCACCAGACCGAGAUGGAGGAAAUGGAGGAGCGGCACCGGCUUGAGCUGGAGGAGGCCCAGGAGGUCGCCAAUAGCUCGGGACGCGGUCGCGGUGGUGCCAGCGCGGAUGAGCUCAAGCGGCUUGAAGCGGAGCUACGAGAUCAGGAGGCUUCGCUCCGGACCCGCACUGCAAAGCUUGAGGCGGAGCAGGCUUCAGCCGACUCAGCACGGAAGGCCGCAGAGGCUAAGCUGGCUGAGGCCAACCGGAUGAUCGACGAGAGCCUACUCGUAGCCACCAAGAGCCAGCAGGAAAACAAGGCGCUGCAAGAGGACAUUGCGCGGCUGAAGCGGCAGCUCGAGGAUGCAUCCAACCGGGACACCAGUGCCGCCGUUGCGGCAGCAACGGCCGCCUCCGCCAACGAUGCGCACCGCAGCUCCGAAGACGACGCUGAGCUGGAGGAGCUGCGGGAGAGGAUUGAGGAGCUGGAGGAGGAGAACGUGCGGCUGCAGAAGCUGACCGAUGCCGCUGAGCGGGCGGCGGACGACAUGCUGGAUGACGUCCGCUCCCUACUUCAAGACGUCCACGGCGGCGAUGACCUCCUCAACUCUCCAGGAUCGGCACCGCGGUUGCCGCUACUUGCGGCUGGUGUUCACAGCCUUUGCAGUGCCUACGGGCGGCAGUCGGUGGAACUGCGCGAGGUGGCGUCCAGGCUGCGGGACAUGACGCACCAGCUGUCCACAGCCCAGGCGGCUGCUCGGUCUGAAACUGCCAGCGAGGUCGGAGACGGAGCUGGCGGGAAGGUCAAGCCGCACGAACUCCUGUCGCGCGUGCAGCAGCUGACAGCAGAGCGCGACACGCUGCACGCGCAGUUGGAAGCCAGCCGCCAGCAACUCCGUGAGCAAACGGCGGCAGCGCAGCAGUGCACCACCGAAAUGCGGCAGCAGGUGGAGAAGCUUGAAGCCGAGAAGCUUGUGCUUGCGCAGCUAGAGGCGGAGUGCGUUGAGCUGCGCAAGCAGGUGUUGACAAUUGAGCAGCUGGAGGCGGACCGUGAUGCACUGCAGAAGCAGCUGGACACAAAUCAGCAGCAAAGCUCGGCGCAGACGGCUUCGCAACGGCGCGUUGCUGAGCUGCAGCAACAGGUAGAGAAGCUUGCCGCUGAGAAGCUGGCGGCCGAGCAGUUCAAGGUCGCCACCAUAGCGGAGCUCAGGCGGCAGAACGACGAGCUGCGCAGCAGCCUUCACACGCUGUCGCCUGCGCGUGACAAGCACGGUGGCCCAGACGGCGACAGCGACUCCUCUCGCGGCGGCAGCACACGCCUCGCGGCAGCUGCCGCCGGCCCGGAGGGCAACUGGCAUGAGCUCCAGACGCUGGUCACGCGGCUCAAGUCCGAACGAUCUGAGCUACGCCGCGAGACAGAGGUGCUGCUAGACGAGAAAGCCAACCUGCAGAAUCAGGUGCAGGAAUUGCAGCGGAAGCUUCAGGAGGCGCAGCGGCAGGUGCAGGAGCAGCAGCGGCAGGUGCAGGAGCUGCGGUUAGCGCAGCGCUCCGCUGCUGUCACAGCCAAUGCAGCAGCGACUGCCGCCACCGCCAGCAGCGCGUUUGCAAGCCGGCAGAUGUCCAUGCCACCAAUGGGCCGGGUGGAGGAGCUCGAGGCUGAAGUUGAGCGGCUCAAAGCGCAGCUUGCGGACUUGUCGGAGGCGGACGCUGUGAUCAAGGAGUGGAGUGACUACUCAGCUGGGCUAGCCACCGACAAGUCCCGGCUGGAGGUGCAGCUGCAUGAGCUCUCGCGCCAGCUGGAGGUAGCGGCGAGCACAGCUGCCGCUGCCGACCUGAAAGCGGAGAAGGCGGAGCGCAGGGCUGAAACGGCGGAGCGGAGAAUUGAGGCCGCGGAACGCCAGGCAGGGCAGGCGCAGAAGAGCGUGCAGGCGGCAGAGCAGCGCGCUGCUACUGCUGAGGCUCGCGUAGCUGCCGCUGAGGCGGCGGCCGCUGGAGCCGCGGCGGCGGCAGCAACAAUGGCCGCUGCCAAACGCAGCAUGGAGGCGGCAGAGCGGCGGGCUGAGGCUGCCGAGGAGAAGGCAGCACAGGCGCAACGUAGCCUGCAAAUUACUGAGCGGCAGCUAGCCAUUGCAGAGGCGGCAGCAGCAGAAGCGGCGGCAGCUGAGGCGCGCUCGCGCGCUGAGGUCGCGCAGUACGUUGCAAGCGGCAUGCAGCCAGCGGACAGCUCGGAGGUGGAGGAGCUCCGGCAACAGAUCACACGGCUGGAGGCCUCGUUGUCGCUCCUGCGGACACAACUGCAGGAGCGGGCGUUCGGCGCGCCAGGCGAUGGCGCCGCGGGGCGGCCAGCGACCCAGCAACGCCGCAGCAGGGGGCUCGACCUGCAGCGGCAGUCCAGCAGCGGGGCGGGCGGUGACGACGACGCAAGCUCGACGCGCUUCAGCGAUGAAGGGCGCUCCCGGUCAUGGGAGGUGGAGCUGGAGCAGCUACGUGCGCAGAACGCGGCCUUGGAGACCACCAUUGCGGGCUUGAGAACGGGCUUAGCCAUCGCUUCACAGCAGCAAGAAACGGCUAUUGCCGCGCACCGCGCCGCCGACGACGCCGCGGCGCAGCAGCUGGAAGACCUUCGGCUACAGCUGGCGCAGGCCGUGCAGGAGAAGGCCGACCUGGAGGGCACGAUUGUCAUGCUCCGCGCGGAGGUGGAACGUGCCCCGCUAAUACGCGCUGCGGCUUCCGUAGCGUCCGCUCCAAGCUCACCCGGCGGUGAGCUGGAGGCGCUGCGGCAUCAGGUGGCAGAGCUGGAGGCGGACCUAGUAGACAUCCGCAACGACCGCUCCAUGCUGUCGGCGACAGUGGCCGGCUUGCGCUCGGAGGUUUCACGGCUGCAGGAGGACAAGGCGGAUGCUGAGUCCACUAUCGGCCGGCUAUCGGCCGAGAUGGAGGAGUUGGCGGAUGCGCUCGACACCUCCAACAAUGAGAAUGAGCGCUUGUCAAUGGAGGUGUUUGAGCUGCGGAGCAAGGUCGAGGAGCUGGAGGGCGAUGGGGCUGCUAGCGCAGCAUCCGAAGAGCCACGCCGCCGCUCCCUCCAGUCAGCCGCCAGCGCAUCCAGUGCUGACGUGCCCGUGCCAGUCACCCAUGGCCCGCGCGCUGCGGCAGCUGAGCGGGAGCUCGCCGCUGCGCGUGCCCUGACGCGCGAGCUUUUGCAGCAGAUGGCGGUGCGUGGCAUGUACGGCGUGCCGCCUGACGACGAGGACCUGACCGAUGCCCUCAAGUUGCUUCAGACGCAAAUAGUUGAGCUGCAGAAGCAGUGCCAGGCGCAACAAGCCGCGGCACGCAGCAGCUCCGCAGCUGGCGCUCAGGUCAGCUCCGCAGCCACUGAGGCACAGCUAUCCAAGGCGACCGCCCGCAUCGUUGAGCUCGAGCAGUUGCUGGAGGACGCGGAGAUUGAGAAUCAGCACCUCACGGAGCAGCUGGAGGAGUGCCUUACAGUAGGCCGUGCAGGUCCUGGAAGCGUGGGCUCGGCCAAUGACGAGUGCCAGUCGGCCUCGUAUGGCGGCGUGGCGGCGGGCGCAACGGGAGUCAGCAAUCCUUACAGCUACGGCCACGCCAACACGCUGACACUUUCAGCGCUUGAGCAGCGUCUGGCGUUAGCGGAGUCGCGCCGGGACGAGCUCAGCAAUGCGCUUGAGGAGGCCUCGGCCGGCAACAAGCGGCUGGAGGCCGACGUGGCUUCCCUACAACGCCAGCUGGCAGCCGUGCGGCGAGGGCAAGACCCCAGCACGGUCGACGACUUUGAGCGCGUUCCUCAGGUGCCGUCGCGGUCUCGCGGCUCGCGGGCUACCUCUGAUACCGAGGAGGCCAACAAGAAGCGCAUGGAGGAGCUUGAGGCCGCCAACCGCAAGCUGGAGGCGGUGUGCGACGACCUGGAGGAGAAGUCGCUGCUGGCGCAGGAGCGCGUGGAGACGCUGCAGGAGGAGCUGCAGGAAUCGCAAGACCGAAUCCGCGCGCUGGAGGCGUCGCUGGCCACUGCGGUGGCGGCGCAGAAGCGACUGGAGGAGGAGGCCGCGGGCGGUGCCUCUGACCGGCAAGCCAAGGAGAAGGUGGCUGACCUGGAGGGCCGGCUGGCACGCGUCACUCGGGACAAGGCAGCCCUGGAGGAUCAGCUUGCGGAGGAGCGUGCCAACCGGCAAGAGUUGGAGGAGACGCUCAAGGACAAGCUCGACCGCGCGGGCGACGACGAGGCUGCUGAGACGGUGGCCGCAUUUGAAGUCAAGUACAACCGCCUCAAGGAGCGCUACAAGAUGCUGGAGGAGAGCAGCCAGGAAGAGAUUGACGAGCUUCAGGACCAGCUCACGGACGCGCAGAACCAAAUCACGGACCUGCAGCGCCAGGUCAAGCAGUUGCAGUCGCAAGCCGCACAGAGCCGUGCGGCGCCAGUCGCGGCUGCAGGCGCCGGCGCCAGCGCGGAAGAGGUGCGGAGGCUGCGGCAGGAGAACGAGCAGGUCGUCUCGCAGCUGGUGGCCAAGACCAUGGAGCUGGCGCAGCAGAGCGAGAAUGAGAUCACGCUCAAGCGUGAGCUGGCGCGGCUCCGGGAGGUGAACAUGAAGCUGGCGGACAAGGCCACCUCGCUGGAGGCGCAAGCGGCACAGAUGCAGAUGCAAAUGCAGGCCAUGAUGCUGCAGGCGAGCGCGGCUGGCAAGAAGGGCAAGAAGUAGAUAGGUUAGUUAUCGGGACGUGCGUACGGGACGUGGGAGGGGGCGGAGUACGAUUGGCACACUGAGUGGUGCGUGCAUCAUGUGACCCCACAUUGUUUCAUACUGCAUAACUACCAACUGCCGUGUGCUAAAACGAACGAGGCUUGAGGCUCAUGUGCGAGUACCAGGGUGUACGAGAGCGCUUUCCACCAGGAUUCAAUGGGGAAGAGCGGGGCCGGGCUACAGGGUGUGUUUAUUGGAUCAAGCACAGGUGUGUGUAUGUUCGUGCACCGCCAGUGAAAUCAGGGUGCCGUCAGCCCCUUUUGGCCAUUACCAUGCUAGCUAACGCAAUUGUACGUGGCUGAUGCAAGACAAUGGCUAAUUGAAUCGUACGAUGAACAAGGGGAAUGUAAGGUGCCAUUGUC